Lodderomyces parapsilosis is the source of this 1683-nucleotide messenger RNA. RefSeq lists its product as uncharacterized. Gene Ontology annotation, cellular component: membrane. The transcript has a single exon. NCBI's taxonomy places the organism in Eukaryota, Fungi, Ascomycota, Pichiomycetes, Serinales, Debaryomycetaceae. The record is from RefSeq and is a predicted model, not a curated record. Gene Ontology annotation, molecular function: phosphate transmembrane transporter activity. The coding region runs from base 1 to 1683 and encodes 560 amino acids. Gene Ontology annotation, biological process: phosphate ion transport; transmembrane transport.
AUGUCACUGUCAUCAGAUAUCGAACAAGGUCACAUUCACACCGCCAAAGUCAGCCAAAGUGGUGGUAAGACCGCUUUCAAGGAUUAUUUAGGAAAAUUUGCCGAUGUUGAGGAUCCAUUGGAAAGAAGAAGAUUGGCUUUGGAAGAGAUUGACAAAGCCGGAUUUGGAUGGACUCAAGUGAAAAUGAUUAUGAUUGCUGGUGUUGGUUUCAUGACCGAUUCUUAUGAUAUUUUCGCCAUUAACUUGUCGGUUAAUUUCUUGCAAUGGGUUUACUGGAACGGUACUAUCCCAGAUUCUACAAACACAUUGAUCAAGGUUGCUACAUCUGUUGGAACUGUUAUUGGUCAAGUUGGAUUCGGAACAGUUGCCGAUAUUGUUGGUCGUAAAAAGAUUUACGGUUUGGAAUUGGCAAUUAUGAUUUUUGCUACCAUUGCUCAAGUUGUGCUUGGUGAGUCUCCAGCUAUCAACUUUGUUGCCAUUUUCUCCAGUUUGAGAAUAUUGAUGGGUAUUGGUAUUGGAGGUGAUUAUCCAUUGUCAUCCAUUAUUUCGUCUGAGUUCUCCACUACCAAAUGGAGAGGUGCCAUUAUGGCAGCUGUGUUUUCCAACCAAGGUUUAGGUCAAAUCUUUGCCGGUGUCGUAGCCAUGAUUUGCGUUGCCGGUUACAAGAACGACUUGAUUGAUUACACAAAAGACACUGGAUGCCAUGGGCCAUGUGUUAAAGCAUGCGACCAAAUGUGGCGUAUCGUUAUUGGGUUUGGGUGUGUUCCAGGAUGCAUUGCAUUGUACUAUCGUUUGACCAUUGCCGAGUCACCUAGGUACACCCUUGAUAUGGACGAGGAAGGAAACUUGAAGAAGCCCGCUAAUGCAGAGGUGGAAGAUUUGAAUGAAGUCCAAAUUGAAGUCCCAAAAGCUUCUUUUAAAGAUUUCGUCAGACAUUUCGGCCAAUGGAAAUAUGGUAAAAUAUUGCUUGGUACUGCAGGUAGUUGGUUCAUGUUGGAUGUCGCUUACUAUGGUCUCGGUUUAAACACAACAACAAUCCUUCAGGCCAUUGGAUACGCCGGUGACAAUAACAUAUACUGGAACUUUUACAACUCCGCGGCCGGUAACCUUAUUUUAGUUUGUGCCGGUUCGCUUCCAGGAUAUUGGUUUGCCGCAGCUACCAUCGACACAGUUGGUAGAAAACCACUUCAAAUAAUUGGUUUCAUUAUCUUGACAAUCAUUCUUUGUAUCAUGGGUUUCGGUUACCACAAGAUUGGAGAAAAAGGAUUAUUAGCUUGCUUCGUUUUAGCUCAGUUUUUUGAAAACUUUGGUCCAAACACUACUACUUUCGUUGUUCCUGGUGAGUCGUUCCCAACCAGGUACAGGAGUACAGCCCACGGUCUCUCUGCCGCUAGUGGUAAAGUUGGUGCUAUCAUUGCCCAAACAUGUAUCGGAACCCUUCAAAAUCACAAUUGUGCAAGAGAUGGUAAAAAGAAGGGUUGUUGGUUGAAUCAUGUGCUUGAAAUAUUUGCCCUUUUCAUGUUGUUGGGAGUUUUCACAAGUUUGUUGAUUCCUGAAACCAAGAGAAAGACAUUGGAAGAGAUUUGUGAGAAAUACCACGAUGAAGUUGACCUCACUACGGUUGCCAGAGAUAGGUUUGUAAAAGAAGAACCACAAGAAUAUGACUCGGAUUUGAAACAAUAA